AUGGCUGGCGGUGAGGGUCCGUUCUCGUGCCUGGACGCGCAGUGCCCCGCGGACGGCUCCUUCGACGGCCGCGGGACGCCGUGGGAGGCGGCGCCGUUGGAACAGAUCCGCGACGAGGUGGCGGGCUUGGCCGACCGCUGGGCGAGCAUCGGGGAGAGGCCGUUCUCGAUCCCAGCGCAGACCUAUUACGCCGCCCUGUGCGGGAAUGCUCAGGACGGCAACGGCGCGAGGCUGUAUGCCGGCUGCCUCGCGCAGCUGUUUGACGCCAAUUCUUGCACGGCGCUGAUGACGGCGCUGCGGAUGGUGGUCGUUCUCUGCUUGCUGGAGCCGUUUACCGAGCCCGAGCCCUCGGCCAGGAUGGGAGCACUCCCAGGAAUGGCCUUCCACAGCGGUGGCAUGGGGCAGACGUGGGAGCAGGGGCCCUCGGGCGUGGUCGGGUGGCUGCUCGAGGACUUGUGGGUGUUCCUUCAGAAGGGAAGCUGGCUGAAACUGGUGCAGCUUCGCUGCUCUAUCUUCCCGCUCCUCUUCGUGCUGCAGGACGCGUUCAGCACGAUGGGCCUCCUGCGGCCCGCUGCGGGGUGCUCGGAGGUGGUGCAGGACGCGGCGGCCGCGGUCGGCGAGCUGGUCUCACGGCCAGCGGCGCCGAGCGUGGAGGGGCUGCGCGCGUCUGUGGCCGUCCUGCGCGAUUUGCUCACGCCUGCGGCGGGAGCGGCCGCUCCCGGGCCAUCCAGGGUGCCUGGCUUCUGCGUGCACGCCGCGGCCACGGCGGCGUUGCUGCAGGCGCGCGCGUGGUCGGCGGGCGACCUGUCGGGGCUGCUGCCAGGGCUCGGGCACCCUGCGGGCCUGUACUUCUCCAUGGCCGAGCAUCUGCUGCUGUCCCCCUCGUCGGCCAGCUCGGGCUACCUGACAGACCUGCUGUCUGGCGGCGGCUGGCCGACAGUGGAGCUUCUCGCCCACGCAGAGAUGGGGCUCUGGCCCUUGGGCGCCGCCCGCGACCGGGACUACGAGGAGGCUCGCGCCCGCGCCGCCGCCGUGCUGGAGUCCUCGGUGGUGGCCGACCUCGCGGGCCUUGGGCUCGACUUCGGCUCCGGGGUGCUGGCGCCUGGGGCGUGGAACUCGCUGUACGGCCGCGCCUGGGAGGCGGCCAGGCCGCCCAGCGGGGGCGGGCCCCGGCCGCUCGAGGGGCCCGCCUACUGCGAGGAGGUGGGGGGUCGCGCCCCGGGGCCUGGCGAGGGCGGUGGCCUGUGGGUGGUCGCGUUCAGCCUCUGGGGAGCGGAGCGCCGCUACACGGAGGGGUGCCUCUGGAACGCGCAGCUGGCGGAGAGGUGCUACCCCGGCUGGCGCGUCCGCGUCUACGCGGACGCCGCCUCGGUUCCGGAGCGAGCGCUGGCGCGCCUGCGCGCUGCCGGGCCACACGUGGAGGUCGUCACCGUCGCGGCGGGCUUCCUGUCCGCAGAGGGCAGGGCGGACGUGUGGUUCGAGGGCAUGUUCUGGCGCCUGCUCGCUGCCGCGGAUCCCGCCGUCGAGCGCGUGGUGGUGCGCGACUGCGACAGCCGCCUGAGCUCCCGGGAAGCCGUCGCCGUGAGAGGUUGGGCGGAGGGCCCGUGGGGCGCGCACGUCAUGCGUGACCACCCCAGGCACCACAUACAGGUCGUCGGCUGCUGCUGGGGCGUCCGCGCCGACGCCUUCCGGGACAUAGAGCAGCUGAUCCGGGACUUCCUGGCCUCGGCCGCCGGCGUCGAGUUGCGAGAGGCCGAUCAGCACUUCCUCGCGCGGGUGCUCUGGCCGCGCAUGAGGGAGGUGGGCGUGCUGGCGCACGACAGCUACCACUGCGAGUCCUUCCCAGAGGGCGCCCGGCCGUUCCCCUCGCAGCGCCUGGGACAGGGCGCGGACGCGCUCGGGUUCGUGGGCGAGCAGAUGGACGAGUGGAAUCGCCGCAACCCGCGGCAUCUGGGGCUCCUCAGGCAGCAGCCUGAGCCCCAGAGCUGCUGCGGGUCGGAGGACAAGAGCGCGCUCGCGCCUUCGCUCUUCCCCCUCCUCCACGCCGUCCUGCGCCUUCUCCUUCCUCUUCCU
Prorocentrum cordatum is the source of this 2073-nucleotide messenger RNA. Lineage: Eukaryota; Dinophyceae; Prorocentrales; Prorocentraceae. The record is from the annotation of a GenBank genome assembly.